AUGGGCAACACCCUGAUCACAGAUUGGCAAUCCCAGAUGCAGGCAGCUGAAUCCGAAAUAGUUGAGUGGGAGAAUAAAAAGAAGCCUGUUGAUGCAUUGAGGGACAUCAUGAAAAAGGUUAACGAUUGUAUUGCUGAUUUAAACCAAAGAAUAGAUGAAAUUGACGGUGCAGAUGCCUCCGUAUCUAUACAAGUAGUAGGCAGAGUUGAGGUGUCUUUUACUCGCUUAGAAGCCAUAGCAAACUCUGGCUACACAAUAGCUGAUGAUUGGGGGAAAGAUAUGAAGAAGGCUCAGAAGUUGAUAGCUGAACGCACAGAGUGUAAAAAGCAGGCCGAGAAGGGUAUAGCUUACUGGACGGACAAGUUAACCACAAUUCAAGCUGUUGCAACACUUUCAGAAGAUCAACCCACAAUCGGUGAACAAGAGAAACAAAUUUUGAGUAAAUUCAGAGACAUUCAAAGAAAGGCAGUGGCAAGGUAUGAGGAAAUUUCCAAACGCAGUACACGGAAGGAAUAUAAAUGA
Fomitiporia mediterranea MF3/22 is the source of this 522-nucleotide messenger RNA. RefSeq lists its product as uncharacterized. The coding region runs from base 1 to 522 and encodes 173 amino acids. The transcript has a single exon. The record is from RefSeq and is a predicted model, not a curated record. NCBI's taxonomy places the organism in Eukaryota, Fungi, Basidiomycota, Agaricomycetes, Hymenochaetales, Hymenochaetaceae.